AUGACCAAAGCAAGCCGUGCUGCUGAUGCCGAGGAGGCGCCGCCCGCGCCGGCGUACUGCGUCCGUAUGACGCCCGAGGAGGCUGCUGCUGCUGCUCGUGAGGAGACGGCCAAGGCACUGGCUGAGCUUGCCAUUCUCCUCGACGCGCAAAAGGCUGGCACUCCCCUGCCACCGCCCAAGAAGAAGACCUUUGCCAUGCCACCGGCCAUGCCGAGCCCGGCAUCGCCCAUUACCACCGCCGCACGGGCCUCGCCUCUCAAGGCCACCACUCCGCUCAAGGCUACGGCUCCGCUGCCGCCGGCAUCGCCCAUCGCUCCCGAGCUCCCGGCCUCGCCGCAAUCGGACGCCACGGCUACGCCGGACAAGCCCAAGAAGCGCUUCUUCCGCAAGCUCUUCCGCGGCAAGAACAAGACGCCCAGUCGCGAGUCUGACGUGGAGCGCCUCCGCAAGCAGGUUGCCCAGCUUGAGGAGAAGAUCGAGGCCCUUGCCGGCUCCCGCGACCCGGGUGAUAUGUCUGAAGGCAGCAUUGAUCCAGGCGCAGACUCAGCUACCUCGAGCUCGUCGCGCCGCAGAUCGCGCUCGCGCUCGCGCAAGAAGCGCCGGUCGUCCAAGGCCAGCGGCUCGGCCCGUUCGCGCUCUAGCUCGCGCCGCCGCCGCCGCCGCGACUCAACGUCGACCACUGUGUCCGAAGUGGCCUCCGAGGCGAUUGCUCCCAUCGAUACAGCUGCGACGUGGGACAACGCUACGACCGCGUCGGCGGCUGCGCCCGCCAAGCCCUCGCUCCAGGACUAUGCAUUCCCGGAUGGCGGGUCGACGCCGGCCACGCCUCCACGGCAGCGGGCAUCGUCGUUCUCGUUCGCCGAGCUUGUGGCUCGCUCGCCGCAAACGCUGCGCAAGACAGGCGGAACGCCGGGCUCCAACCACAAGCGCACGCCGUCGCAGCUGGAGGAAGCGCUGCAGCGCCGUUUCCAGCACGUCUACCACUCCGACUCGGAGUCUGAUGACGAGACCGGAUCCGAUGAUCUCAACGACACCUUUGCCACUGACGUCAACGACUCGCUUGUCUUUAACCACGGCGACGCCAAGGACUCGGGCUCGAGCUCGGGCUCAGGCGUCCAGGAAAAGAUCUCAACCUUUGCCCAGAUGAUCGAGGAGAACACUCCGCCGAUGCCGCUCGAGAACGCCGACGACGGCCCGCUGAUGUCAUACGCGCAAAAGUCAGCGCCUGUCCAGCCGGCCAAGCCAUUUGCCAACCCGGUCAACGCAGGCUCGACCACCAUUCUCGGCACUCACAACUCGUAA
Molecule: messenger RNA, 1302 nt
Organism: Thecamonas trahens ATCC 50062
Lineage: Eukaryota; Apusomonadida; Apusomonadidae
Exons: 2
Coding region: 1-1302 (433 amino acids)
Source: RefSeq, a predicted model, not a curated record